AUGUACUACAAGGAGUAUUACACAUAUGAUGUCAUUUAUCCUGCAUAUUAUUCUGGAUAUGUAUUGUAUGAAGUACCAAAAGAAAAAAAUAUAUGUUGCAGCUUAGCAGAGGUUUUAUGCAGCUGUUUUAUAUUUACAGCUACAGUUACCACAUCCAUUUUUUUAGUCUCUGCUGAUGUGUUGUUAAGAUGUUGUGAUGGUAGAGAUUAUUCAUGA
Molecule: messenger RNA, 216 nt
Organism: Plasmodium gonderi
Lineage: Eukaryota; Apicomplexa; Aconoidasida; Haemosporida; Plasmodiidae
Product: conserved Plasmodium protein, unknown function
Exons: 1
Coding region: 1-216 (71 amino acids)
Source: RefSeq, a predicted model, not a curated record